Microthlaspi erraticum is the source of this 1215-nucleotide messenger RNA. The record is from the annotation of a GenBank genome assembly. Lineage: Eukaryota; Viridiplantae; Streptophyta; Magnoliopsida; Brassicales; Brassicaceae.
AUGAAAGCUACCUAUCUUCCAUGGGAAUUGGAAACAGAAAUACUUUAUAGAGUUCCGGCCACAUCUCUGAAACAGUUGCGAUUCACUUGCAAAAGAUGGUACGCUUUAUCUAUAGAUCCGUUCUUUAUCAAGAAAAACUUGGGUGGUAAAGCUGCAACGCAGAUGGUCUUAAAGAAAUAUCAAUCGGUUUACUCAUUCAGCUUCGAUCUCCAUGGAAUCCAUAACAGGUAUGAUCAAUUUAUCAAAUUUACAGGUAAACUUGAGAAUCUAAAGGAUCCAGGAGAUGUCAAGAUAUCUGAAAUCUUCCAGUGUGAAAGUUUGUUGUUAUGCACGACCAAAGACGAGAGACUCGUGGUUUGGAACCCUUGUACUGGCCAAACCAGGUGGAUCCAAUCUAGUGCAAUGUACCAUACGUGUUUUCUAGGAUACAAAAACAACAACAAAUAUUCGUUCGAUAGCUACAAAAUCUUUAGUUGUAGCACUUAUCUUGACGACCAGGAUGCCACAGUUCGUAAAUUUGAAACGUAUGAUUUUGACUCUGAUUCAUGGAGGGUUCUUGAUGAUGAUACUCAUAGUUGGAGCAUAGCAUCACGUGGCGUGUCUUUGAAGGGAGAUACUUACUGGUUAAAUUCAGAUGAUGAAGAAGAGCCUGAUCUGAUUAAUUCCAUACUCGUAUAUGAUUUCACAUCAGAGAGUUUUGGACGUCUACCUCUUCCUUUUCAGGUGAAUAAUUAUUAUGAUGAUCAAGAGGUUGUAGUUUUAUCCGUUGUGAGGGAAGAAAAACUAGCGAUGUUACAUCAGAGGCUUGGAAGUUUAGAGAUGAAGAUAUGGGUGACCAAUAAUAUAACUGAUGAAGCCAAAGACGACUUAUCGUGGAGCGUAUUCUUAGUAGUGGAUUUGGGUAAACUUAUGAUAAAUAAUAGGACCAAGGUGACGAGUUUCUUAGUGGACGAGGAGAAUAAAAGGGCCAUGUGCUGCUUUUUUCACGAAGUCCUGACCAGAAUUUACAUUGUUGGAGAGGAUAUACAUAAACGAGUGUAUCGAGAGAUGAAAGAGAACCCGUCCGUAUUGGAUUGGGAACCCCCUUCUUUAAAACGCUCUCAGAGACCACUUCUCUUCAGUUAUGUUCCAAGCUUCGUUCGAAUUCCGACAAGGCAAAGUAAUCCUGGUGGCAAAAGAAAAAGGUGGCAAGUUGAUUCAGUUACGUAUAGCUAG